Molecule: messenger RNA, 778 nt
Organism: Carica papaya (papaya)
Lineage: Eukaryota; Viridiplantae; Streptophyta; Magnoliopsida; Brassicales; Caricaceae
Product: membrane protein insertion efficiency factor
Source: RefSeq, a predicted model, not a curated record
CCAGGCCACAGAGAAAGCUGAGACGUGCAAUGGCGAUGGUUGCCUCCCCCAACUGCCGUAUGCUUCCAUUUUCAGUGGUUCAACGCCAAAAACCUAAUUUCAGUUCCCUCCAGUUUCCCCGCAAAGCUCAAAUACAAGGCUCUACUGCAAGAUACUGGUGCGUAAGAUUCGCUACAGCCGAGGAUCAAAACAGUCCUCAGCCUCAAGAUGAGGAAGGGGAUAGCUUAGGAGUGAAAGCUGCGUUGUCUCUGUUGCAAUUCUACAAGAGAGAAAUCUCGCCGCUGAUGCCUAAGAGUUGUCGGUAUAUUCCAACGUGUAGUGAGUACUCAAUGGAAGCUUACAAGAAAUAUGGAGUUGUAAAAGGCACCGUCCUGACUGCGUGGCGUCUCUGCCGUUGCAAUCCUCUUGGUGGGUCUGGAUUCGACCCUCCUCGGUGGUAUGAUGAGACAAGACCAACUGAAGAAUGAGACUGUUGAUUUCAUGGUUUCUGAACACUGGUAUCUUUUGAGAGGUAAUACCAUCCAGAAAAAUGAUUCGAUAAAUGUGGAUAAAUGUGUGAACUUUAGUUGAAAUUUUGCUGGAAUAUCAUAGUCUAGCAGCCUCAAUGAGAGUUUAACAUAACCAAUGUGCAUAAAAAUGUAAAUGCUAUUGUUUUUCUAAUAAUUUCUAUUUUGAUAUUAUUCGCUAUUAUUGUCAUGAAAUUGUUACGAGACGCAGUCUGCUUCGAUUGUAGUGGUUGUGGGGCUAUUAAACAGAUCUGCUUAUUAGUUGUCUCCCA